UAUAAUGAUACUGUGUUUUAUUCAUUUCGUGGUGAUAUAUUCAGAAAUCAGAUUAGAACUUUAAAGAUUUGCAAAAUAAUUUUAGCAAAAUGUUGACAAUUCAAUGUUUAUUCUUUCUUUCUGUAAAUUGUACUUUUUCGUUGGUUUAUUCUGGACAUUGUUAUAUUUCAUUAAGGAUGAAGGUAAUUAGAUGUGACUGUAGUUCGAGGAAUUUAACAUUCAUACCGACAGAAUGUCCACAAAAUACAUCCGAGUUAUAUCUGGCUAACAAUUACCUGAACAUUCUAGGUAAGGAAACAUUUUCUAGAUAUACACACCUCACCUAUCUGGAUAUAGGUAACUGUAAUAUAACGUCAAUCGAACAAUCAGCUUUCGAUGAUUUGACACAAUUAAAAGACCUGAUAUUCUUCAAUAAUCCAAUGAAAACAUUUCAAACUAAUGUAUUUGCACCACUAAAUGAUUUACGAGUUCUUUCCGUAUCACACAAUUUGCUGUCAACGUAUCCAAGAGAGUCGUGGUCUGAUUUUUUCAAAAUUACAACACUGAUUUGUGAAGAUGGCCCGUCGAAUGGAACAUUUUCUGAGAUAUUUUCUGCCAUGACAAAUCUAAAUUACUUCCAAGUUGAUUAUCAGAGUGAUGUUAUACAUAACUUUACAUUUAAUUCAUUUAAAAGGACGCCGUUAAAGUAUUUAAAUAUCGGUGGUCAUUUACGAAUAAUAGAAAUCGAUUCUUUUGCACCGUUAGAAUUACUUUCUAGUCUUAUUAUUCCAAAUCAAAAUUUUCUUAAACUAUCGAAUACAUUACCAGCUUUGCACGUGUUUGAAAAUCGACAAAUGGACGAAUUGGAUCUGAGAAACGAUUUUAGAAAUUAUGGUGAAUACGUUAUUUCGGCUGAUCUAUUUGCAUAUAUCGGUAACAUAUGCGUAAAAAAACUAUCUUUGGGUUGGAAUGGUAUCAGGAUGAUAGAUGCAACCGCCUUUCAGAAAAUGAAAUACAAACAUUGUCUUGAAAUUUUAAACUUAAAUCACAAUGACUUUGAUUAUCACCAGGAUCUUAUUGUCUUAUAUAUCAAUUUCUUUAUUAAUAUUAAGAGAAUAGACAUUUCUUCGAUAACUAGUAAAUCUUUUGAAAAUAUUCGAGAACAAAAGAGUAUUAGUAGACGACCGCUGGAUUACAGACUUACAACUGAUACCCGAUCAGAUUGGUCUGUCAGACUCCCUUCUUCACUCGAAUUCCUAAACGCAUCAUUCAUUAUCGGCAGAAACAAUCUGAUAAACAGCAUAACCUUCAAGGGUAUUACACGAUUGAAAAUUAUUGAUUUUACAUACUCAUCACUUGACGACUGCAAUUACACAGUAAACGGACUUCAGAACGUGGAAAUACUUAAUAUUUCACAUUUUAAAUGCGGACUUUUAAAUCACAACCUUCUGCAAUCAGUCGUCAAUUUGGAACAGUUGAUAAUGCAAAGUUCUUUACUAAGUAUUGGUCUAAAAGAUGACCACCAUAGUAUAUUCCUCCAUGGACUCAAACGUUUGCAGUAUAUAGACUUUUCAAAAAAUGCAUUUGAAGACCGAUUCAGAAUUGCAACAUUUAAAAGUCAACGUGAUAGUUUGCAAUCUUUGAUACUUGAAGGAAAUUUAUUCACAAGUAUUCCAUUACAUCUGGUGGACUUAAACCGACUAAGUUUCCUUAACAUCAGAAACAACAAGAUAGCCUACUUGACAACUAAAGAAAUUGACGCCAUUGAAGUGCUCUUUGAAAAAUCAAACAGAACUAUGACAGUCUUAUUAGAGGGAAACCCUCUUGUCUGUAGUUGUGCUUCGGUAGAUUUUGUAGAAUGGUUGUUUACUACUAAAGUGAAACUUGACAGCAAUGGUAGUUAUUCGUGUGUCAAAAACGAUGGAAAUAUUACAACAACAAAUGCAGUUUACAAUCACCUGCGAAUUAUGAGAAUAAGAUGUAUUACUACAGUAUGGUUAAUUUUUUCUGCAACUAUAUUCGGUGUGCUUCUUUUAUUUAUUCUAGUUGGAUAUCGUUACAAAUUGCACCUACAAUACUUUUGUUUAUUUAUCGGAAUGGCCAAUCCACUUUUCCGGAAGUCAAAAGAAGAAGAACUUGAAUAUGAUGCAUAUGUAGCUUAUUGCGAUGGAGACUAUAAAUGGGUAUAUGGACCUUUGCGCUUAUUUCUUGAAGAGAGACGGAAUUAUAAACUUCUUUUGCAAGAUAGAGGAGAUGUUAUUUCUGGACAACAUAGACUUUUUGCCAUAAGCAAUGCAAUUCCAAAAUGCAAAAAGAUAAUCUUAGUGAUUUCAAAAGAGUUUGUUAACAAUGAUUGGGCAUACUAUGAAGCUACUGUUGGAAUUGAACAUUUCCUUGGAUUACAAGCAAGAAUAAUUGUUAUAAACCUGGAAAGUAUUACCAAAACAAAAAUACCGCAAUGUGUACUGCAAAUGAUGUCACUGAACGCCAAUGACCACAUUCGCAAAACAGACACAUUACAUGAAAAUAACAUUUUCUGGAAAUGUCUGGAUAAAGCCAUGAAACGUUAAUGAAGGACAGUGUCGUUAUGGCUUUUUUUCAAUUGAUACUAUUCAACAAUUUUUAAAUUUAAUUUCUACAUUGCACAAAUGCUUUGUCUAUCUUAAGCAUAUGCAGUUAAAGUAAAUCAUUAAAAACCUGCGCGGUUGUACUUUAAAUAUGAUGACCACUAUAUUCAACAAAGGAAUAAAAGAAACCAAAAAUAUUCAAAUCAGAGUAGAUGUGCUCGCAGGUAUGAACAACAAUUUUCCCAUAACAUAUAUGUAUGACCUUAUGUAUUUUACAAAAAAUGAUAGAUAGUA
Mytilus californianus (California mussel) is the source of this 2840-nucleotide messenger RNA. RefSeq names its product toll-like receptor 4. Gene Ontology annotation, biological process: toll-like receptor signaling pathway; inflammatory response; immune response. The record is from RefSeq and is a predicted model, not a curated record. NCBI's taxonomy places the organism in Eukaryota, Metazoa, Mollusca, Bivalvia, Mytilida, Mytilidae. Gene Ontology annotation, cellular component: membrane. Gene Ontology annotation, molecular function: transmembrane signaling receptor activity; protein binding. The coding region runs from base 90 to 2549 and encodes 819 amino acids. The transcript has a single exon.